Molecule: messenger RNA, 735 nt
Organism: Nipponia nippon (crested ibis)
Lineage: Eukaryota; Metazoa; Chordata; Aves; Pelecaniformes; Threskiornithidae
Gene: C1QB
Product: complement C1q B chain
Molecular function (GO): protein binding
Source: RefSeq, a predicted model, not a curated record
AUGCAGACCGUGUGGGCAAUGCUGAUCUGCCUGGCUGGAGGGCAGCUUGCAAGUGCCACACUCUGUAAGACCUAUGGCACCAUCCCAGGCAUCCCAGGGUCACCAGGACAGCCUGGCAGAAACGGCAGAGACGGUGAGAAAGGCCAAAAGGGCGAGCAAGGUCCCCCUGGCCGGGUGGAGCAUGAAGGAGACAGGGGGGAGAGGGGGGACCCAGGAUUGCCGGGGUACCCUGGGAAGAUUGGCCCCAGGGGUCCCCCAGGUUCAAAGGGAUUACCAGGUCUCAGGGGACUCCCCGGUCCUCCGGGGGACUCCGGUGACUACAAGGCCACCGUCAAGUCUGCCUUCUCUGCUGCCAGGACCGUCAGCUCCUACCCACGCCGGGAGCAGCCCAUCCGCUUCGACCGCAUCAUCAUCAAUGAGAAGGGUCACUAUGAGAACCGGUAUGGUCGCUUCACCUGUCAGGUCCCGGGCAUCUACUACUUCACCUACCACGUCACCUCCAGGGGCAACUUGUGCCUCAAUAUGAAGAAGGGCCGGGGUGGCAGCAGGGGUGAGAAGGUGGUGACCUUCUGCGACUAUGUGCACAGCAGCUACCAGGUCACCACGGGUGGUGUGGUCCUCAAGAUGGCAGUGGACGAGUCUGUCUGGCUGGAGCCAACAGAGAAGAACUCCCUGGUGGGGAUCGAAGGGUCCGACAGCAUCUUCUCUGGCUUCCUGAUCUUCCCUGAGGCUUAG